Molecule: messenger RNA, 1209 nt
Organism: Hydra vulgaris (swiftwater hydra)
Lineage: Eukaryota; Metazoa; Cnidaria; Hydrozoa; Anthoathecata; Hydridae
Product: caspase-2-like
Biological process (GO): proteolysis; regulation of apoptotic process
Molecular function (GO): cysteine-type endopeptidase activity
Source: RefSeq, marked provisional
AUGGAUAAAAGUCACAAAAUAUUCUUAUUAAAAAAUCGUUUAGAAUUUGUUAAAGAUCUGGAACCGAAUGAUGUAACAGGUUUUUUGUAUCAAGAACAUGUUAUAUCGGAAAAUGAUAAAGACGUUAUUGACAACUUAAAAACGCGACGAGAUAGGGUUGAAUUUUUAAUGGAUCUACUGCCAAGAAAAGGCCCUAAAGUUUUGCCAAAGUUUUAUAAUAUUCUUAAUAUGCUCCCAUCCUACAAGCAUUUGGCUCAAUUAAUUGCGAAGCAAGUUAAUUUUGAGAGUGCCAAUCUUGAUAUUAUUGAUGGUAAACAAGAAGAAGUUGCAGUUCGUCCACGAAGUUCGUCCCAGCUCUUAUCUUCUAUGUUAGAUUCCUAUUCAAUGACGUCAACAUCCCGAGGCUGGUGCUUUAUAUUAAACAAUGUUAAUUUUUCAUAUAUGUCCUCCAGAAGGGGUUCCGAGAGAGAUGCGGAAAACUUAAAGCUAUUGUUUGAAAAGCUCGGGUUUAAAAUAUGGGUUGUUAAUGACGCUGAUGCAGCGAGUUUUUCUGAAAAAUUUACUGAAUUAGCAAAAAAACCUGACCACGGGUGUUGUUUAAUAGUUUGUUUGCUUAGUCAUGGGGUAGCUGGUAAAAUAUAUGGUACAGAUGGUGAAUUAGUGGCAGUAUCAGAGUUGCUAGAAAUUUUAAGUGAAGGGACAGAGAAGGUGAAAAGUAUACCCAAAUUAUUUUUAAUACAAGCUUGUCGAGUUGUUGAAAAACUAGAUGCUAUCGAUUCUGGACUGAGUCCAAGCAAGAAAUUUACUUUACCAAAAAGUGGUAUGACUGAAGUUGUAUCGAUACGAUCUGAUCGUUUCGUAUCGAUACGAUCUGAUAUACCUUUUGAUCGUUCUCAAACGCAAAAAACAUACUCAAUGGACAGUCUAACUUCUUUUAUAAAUGAGCACGAAAAACCAUUGCAAAGCGAUAUAUUGUUAGGAUAUUCUACUUUUCCGGGAGAUGUCUCUUGGAGGCAUACAAAAAACGGAUCGUAUUUUAUUGAUAGUGUUGUAAGCGUCUUUAGUAAUUAUGCAGCAACGGAAGAUGUUGCGAGCAUGAUGGUUAAAGUGAAUCAACUUGUCAAAGAGAAACUUGCUAAAAAUGGAGAAUUUCAAAUUCCUGCCCCGGUAAUUACAUUAACAAAGAAGCUUUUUUUAUUUCCGAUUUGA